Pistacia vera is the source of this 354-nucleotide messenger RNA. RefSeq lists its product as uncharacterized. The record is from RefSeq and is a predicted model, not a curated record. The transcript has a single exon. The coding region runs from base 1 to 354 and encodes 117 amino acids. Lineage: Eukaryota; Viridiplantae; Streptophyta; Magnoliopsida; Sapindales; Anacardiaceae.
AUGUCAGACUCUGGUUUAUUUGCAUGCAAACCGAGUGCCAUUCUUGUUGAACAAAACACUGAGCUUACAACCUGGCAAUAUGAUCAUGCAACAUCAUCUUCAGAAGAUGAUCCUCCAUUGGAAGAUCCAUCUCACUAUCAGAGGCUUGUGGGAAGACUAAUUUAUCUCACCAUGACACGUCCUGAUAUAAGCUAUGCUGUUCACAUUUUGAGUCGGUUUAUCCAUAGCCCAAAACAGUCUCAUAUGGAUGUAGCAAUUAAAGUGCUAAAAUACUUGAAAGGAUGCUCUGGCCUAGGACUUCUUUUACCAAGAGAUGAAAAUCUAGAUGUCACAGCAUAUUGCGAUUCAGAUUAG